UAUCACAGGAAAUUUCUCUUCGAUAAUUUGCCUAAAACUAUUUAUAUACUGAGACUCAAUUUUACCAAAGUUGAUACUAUUGCUUCAGCUGAGACAUGCAGCAUGAACUAACUUUGAGUUUUGCCUCAUAAAGGAGGUAAGAGCAGAUAGUAUAUUUUUUUUUUGUCAAUUACCAGACUCCUCAGUAAUAAAGAGAUUAAUUUGCUUUAUUUUUUUUUUGAGAAGUUCUGAUAGUUUAUUUUCACAAAAAUAGUCGUUAAUGAAAAAAAUGACCAUUUUUUAUUAAAAAGUAAAUAUACAUUUAUACCCUAAAGUUAACUAAUCUAAAAAUAAGUUUUAGAGUUAAGAGGUGAAAUUUUGAAGGUGUAGUUUCAAAUUAAAAAAAAUAAAAUAUAAAUAUUAAAAAAAUAUUUGCUUUAUUUUUUUUUUUGAGAAGUUCCGAUAGUUUAUUUUCACAAAAAUAGCCGUUAAUGAGAAAAAUGACUAUUUUUUUAUUAAAAAGUAAAUAUAAGUUAUGUAAAAUUUUGAAGGUGUAGUUUCAAAUUUUAAAAUAUAAAAUAUUAAUAUUAAACGUUUCAAAAUAAAAAUAGAUUAUUUUGGUCAUUUUUUCAGGACUAUUUUUGUGACAAAAACUUUAAAAAGAACAUUUAAAAAAAUUGCCCUUACUUUUUAGUUAUCAAAAGUUUUGAAUCUCUCUCCGGAACCACAACUAUAAUAUUAGUUUUGUGUUAAAAUAUUACUUGAUCAUAUGAUUUUUACACUGUCCUGGUUUUAGUUGAGUUAAUGAAACUUGAUAUUAGAGAAUUAUUGGUUUUCACCAUGAUGCCCUUUGGAGUUGUUAAAGAAGCCGGAGAUGCUGUUGGAUUUGUGUUAUAGUUUUGUUUUUACUGAUCCUAAGCUCAUAAUAUGUUGUUUCAGUACGAUAAGGACCUUACACCUUGAUGAUUAAUUUGGUAUCUACUUACUAGUGUUCUCUUGUCUGAACGUCUUUGUCAUUCUUCCGAUACCUAAUAACUCAAAUACACUCUGGCUUUUUAUUCUCGAGAGGAAACAACUGUCAUAACACAUACGAUCAAGAUUAACCAGACCACAAGAUUUUGGUAAUGACAAAGACAUAUAUGAUUUAAUGACAAACAUUCUGUCCCUCAGAUCAAUCAUUCUUAAUAUUCCACAACGAAAGGUACAACACAACUGUUUACUCUCAACGUAUACAAUACAAGAGCCACAUACUACCUUCUCACAUUUACUCUCGUUAUUUGUGCCCACUCUUGAUAUACUAUUUAAAUUUCAUCUUUAUCCUGCAAAUAAUUCACACUUGUGUUCCCAGCCUACCUUGUUUUGCAGAUCAAAGGGGCAUGGAUUCACCAUCUGCAAGCCAGCUGAAGAGCUCUGAAGAUGAUGCUGAUAAAGUCUGUAAUAGAAGCAUUGUAGUUCCACAUAGAGUUGUUGCAUUAGCCAACAGAUUUGAGAAGAAAGACCGUUCCUGGUAUGUCAAAUCUAAAAUCCCUAAUGAUCUGUCUAUUCAAGUCGACGAUAUUACCUUCCAAGCACACAAGUUUCCUUUGAUCACCAAAUGUGGUUACAUAAGCAAUACUGAGCUACAGCGUUCAGCUUCUGGGAAUGGAUAUCAUCUCAAGCUUGAGAACUUCCCAGGAGGAGCAGAAACGUUUGAGACCAUUCUCAAAUUCUGCUACGGUUUUCCGGUGGACUUGAAUCCUCUCAACGUAGCUGCACUGAGAUGUGCAUCAGAGUAUCUGUACAUGACCGAAGAGUUUCAAGACGGGAAUCUAAUCUCCAAGACAGAUGGUUUCAUCACCUUUGUAGUACUUGCCUCAUGGAGAGACACGCUCACUGUUCUGAGAUCAUGUACAAGCUUAUCUCCAUGGGCAGAAAACCUCCAGAUUGUAAGAAGAUGCUAUGACUUGCUAGCUUGGAAAGCAUGCAAUGAUAGUUAUGACAUACCGGAAGAUGUAGAAAACAAUGAGAGAAGUCUAUACAAUGGUAUAGCUAACCUUCAACUUGAUCACUUCAUGAGAGUUGUGACAUCUGUAAACGCACGAAGGGGUAAACCAGAGGUUAUAGGUAGACUCAUCAUGAAGCACGCAGAGAACUGGUUGCCGCUAAUCGAUGAGGAUAUGGAAGGCAUACGAGGUUAUGGAUCAGGAAACAAUGAGUUUCAGUUCAGUGUUGAACGAGAAAGAACAGAGGGAAGCACUUUAGGAUGUCAAGAACAAAAGAGAACCAUUGAAAGCUUAGUAAGCGUGCUUCCCACGCAACCUGAAGCAGUAGUACCAUGCCAGUUUCUGUUGAGGUUGCUGAAGACAGCGAUUGUGUAUUCGGCAUCCCCAGCUUUAAUAUCUGAUCUUGAGAAGAGAGUCGGUAUGGCAUUGGAAGAUGCUAAUGUAUGUGACCUCCUGAUUCCUAACUUCAAGAAUGAAGAUCAACAAAAAGGAGCAAGAUCACAUGAGGAGUACACAAUAUACAAUGUAGACGUGGUUCACAGGAUUCUUGAGUAUUUUGUAAUGCAUGAACAGCAGCAACAACAAGAACAGCAACAGGUUCAAGGAAAGCCAGGCAUAACAAAGCUAUUGGACAAUUACCUAGCCGAGAUUGCAAAAGAUCCAUAUCUGCCCAUCACCAAGUUUCAGGUUCUAGCUGAAACGUUGCCUGAAAACGCUUGGAAAUGCCAUGACGGCCUCUAUAGAGCAAUUGAUAUGUUUCUCAAGACUCAUCCUUCACUAUCAGAGCAUGAUAGGAGAAGACUGUGCAAAACAAUGAACUGUGAGAAACUAUCUCUUGAUGCGUGCCUCCACGCUGCACAAAAUGAUCGGUUGCCUUUGAGAACUAUAGUCCAGGUGCUUUUCUCGGAACAAGUGAAGAUAAGGAUGAUGAUGAUGCAAGACAAGCAAGCAGCGGGGACCAAUGAAGAAAAUCCUGAAGGUCUUGAGGAUAAACGAACAUUCAGAGAUAGUGAGAUAAUCACACUCAAGGGAGAGCUGGAGAAUGUAAAGAGGAAGUUGGCAGAGCUUCAGGAUAACUACAAUGAGCUUCAUCAAGUGUAUGAAAAGCUAAACAGUAGCAAACAGAAGAGCACACAGAACUGGGGGCUGCGUUGGGAAAAGAUUAAGAAGUCACUCCAGAUAAAACGUGAAGAAGAUGAAGCAAGAGACAAGCCACAAAGACGAAGUUCCACGGGACCAAGAACCAGCUUGAGGAGAAGAAUGUCCAUGUCAUAAGCCCUAGCUAGCUUUGUGCUUUACUGAUGCACCACAAUCUGUUUGAACUAAGUUUGCGUAGCUUCCAAAGUGAACACACAAACUAAGUGGAAUCAAGAGUUAAAUUCUAUCAUUUUUCAUCAGUAAUGUGAUUAAAAACGUUUGAUACUUCAUGUCAUGAAAUAUAUCGUUCAAGUUUGUUCAGUAUAUAGAUUUUAUUACAUUUCAGUUUAGAGUUUCUGUAAAAAUUCAAUAUAUAAAUCUUUAAUUUGAGAA
Molecule: messenger RNA, 3491 nt
Organism: Brassica napus (rape)
Lineage: Eukaryota; Viridiplantae; Streptophyta; Magnoliopsida; Brassicales; Brassicaceae
Product: BTB/POZ domain-containing protein DOT3
Exons: 6
Coding region: 1356-3236 (626 amino acids)
Molecular function (GO): protein binding
Source: RefSeq, a predicted model, not a curated record